AUGGGCACCGCGCUGGUGUACCACGAGGACAUGGCGAUGGCCCGGCUCUUGUGGGACGACCCCGAGUGUGAGAUCGAGUGUCCCGAACGGCUGACCACGGCCCUGGAGCGUCUUCGGCAGCGUGGUCUCGAGCAGAGGUGCCUGCGGCUGGAGGCGCGCGAAGCCACGGAGGCGGAGCUGGGCCUGGUGCACAGCCCGGACUAUGUUGCUGUGGUGCGGGGCACUCAGGCCCUGGACACAACGGAGCUCCGGGCGCUGUCAGGACAGUACGACGCAGUGUACUUCCACCCGAGCACCUUCCACUGUGCCCGGCUGGCGGUGGGCGCUGUGCUGCAGCUGGUGGAUGCUGUGCUGACCGGGGCCGCACACAAUGGACUUGCUCUUGUGAGGCCUCCAGGUCACCACAGUCAGCAGGCAGUGGCCAACGGGUUCUGUGUGUUCAACAACGUGGCCAUAGCAGCUGAACAUGCCAGGCGGAAAUACGGGCUGAAGAGGAUCCUCAUUGUCGACUGGGAUGUCCACCACGGCCAGGGCAUUCAGUACAUCUUUGAGGAUGACCCUGGCGUCCUGUACUUCUCCUGGCACCGCUAUGAGCACGGCCACUUUUGGCCCUUCCUUCCAGAGUCAGAUGCAGGCAUGACUGGCCAGGGCCCGGGCCAGGGCUUCACUGUGAACCUGCCCUGGAACCAGGUGGGCAUGGAAAACGCUGACUAUGUGGCCGCCUUCCUGCACGUGCUGCUCCCCCUGGCUUUCGAGUUUGACCCUGAGUUGGUUCUGAUCUCUGCUGGCUUUGACUCCGCUAUUGGGGACCCUGAGGGUCAGAUGCGGGCCACGCCAGAGUGCUUCCACCACCUCACACAGCUGCUGGUCCCACUGGCUGGUGGCAGAGUCUGCACGGUGCUGGAGGGUGGAUACCACCUGGAAUCACUUGCAGAGUCUGUAUGCAUGACUGUGCGGGCGCUGCUGGGUGACCCUGCUCUGCCGCUGUCAGGGACCAUGGUGCCCUGUUGGAGUGCCCUGGAGUCCAUCCAGAGAGUCCGGGCUGCCCAGGCCCCUCACUGGACGAGCCUCCAGCUCCAGGACGUGGCCCCCAUGCCGAGGCCCCGGGCCUGCUCCUCUGAGGGGAGGCCCCCGCCGACACCCGGGAGCCCUGAGUAUGCAGGGGCAGCGGCAGCAGCAGCGGCAGAGGCAGCGGUAGCCUUGAGCUCCUUCUUGGACCGGCUGCGCCUUCAUCCCCAGCCCCCAGUCCGCACUGCUAUUGUCCUGACCUCAACAGAUGAUAACCUGGUCCUACCGCCUGGUGUUGUCCAGCAGGAGCGGUCAGCUCAGGGGGAGGAGAUGGAGGCCUGGGCCAGGCCCCGUGUGGCCAUGGCCCAGGAUGUGUCUCUCACUGUGCUUGGGAAGGUCCUGACCCUGGUGGAUGGAAUCUUGGAUGGGCAGGUGAGUAACGGCAUCGCAGCUACACCUACUUCUGCUGCUGGUGACACCCUGGACAUGGCCAUCCAGCGUGGCCUGUACCUCGGGGCACAGCGGCUUCUCUGUCUGGUUGUCGGACAGCUUGAUCGGCCCUCAGACCUCGCCGAUGAUGGGAGGAUUCUGUGGUUGAACAUCGGCAGUCAGAAGGCAGAAGCCUUGUCCAUGUUUCAUAUCUCUGUGCCAAAGCUAAGGGCCACUGGGAGCCUGCUGAGCUGUAUCUUGGGCUUGGUGCUGCCCCUGGCCUAUGGCUUCAAGCCUGACCUGGUGCUGGUGGCACUGGGACCGUCACAUGGCCUAGAGGACACCCAUGCUGCACUCUUGGCUGCAAUGCUUCGGGGGCCAUCAGGGGGCAGGAUCCUGGCCCUGGUACAGGAAUCCAGGCCCCAGCUUGCAGAGGCCCUGGCCAGGGUGCUGAGUGGAGAGGCGCCCCCCAGACUCGGCCCCUGUUCCAUGACCUCCCUCGAGGACGCGCAGUGCCUGAACCACCUGAGAAGGCAGCUGGCACCCAGGUGGAAGAUGCUGCAAGUGGCUGACAGCGCGGCCCCGCCUCCUUCCUUGGGCCAAUCGCGGCUCUCGCGCGCCCAGCCGGAAGUGCAUGUGCGCGGGGGCGGGACCCUGGCGACGUCGUCCCUGUGUCGCCCGGUGAUGACGCGCAGGCGCGGGAACGCGGGCCCCGAGGGCCCGGGAGCGGGUGGUCUGCGCGGACACCGGGAGACCGUCGUCCCGCGCCUGCGGGGGUCUGCCGGCCGCGUGCUGCCCGCGUGCCAAGGGGCUGCCGAGCUCGUGGACCACCUGGCGGUGCCGAGCCGCCGAGCGAGGGGGAGCGCGCCGGGCCGGCUCUGA
This is a messenger RNA of Elephantulus edwardii (Cape elephant shrew), 2319 nucleotides long. It is a transcript of the gene HDAC10, whose product is annotated as histone deacetylase 10. Gene Ontology annotation, cellular component: histone deacetylase complex. Gene Ontology annotation, biological process: chromatin organization. Lineage: Eukaryota; Metazoa; Chordata; Mammalia; Macroscelidea; Macroscelididae. The record is from RefSeq and is a predicted model, not a curated record. The transcript has 20 exons. The coding region runs from base 1 to 2319 and encodes 772 amino acids. Gene Ontology annotation, molecular function: histone deacetylase activity.